ACCGAGACAACGUCAUGUUACGUAAUUAAUAUUCAUAAGACUAGGCGUCUGAUUGGUAGAUUCGUGGGACAGAGACUGACCGCAGGAAAAGAACCGAGGAUUAAGAUAUGUGAAAACAUCUGCGUGUUUGCUUCUCAGGUUUUUAAAAAUGGAGAACUCGUCUAAAGAAGAUUACAAGAUCCAGUCGUUUGAUUUGGAGACUCAGAAACUCCUCAAAACUGCUUUGAAAGACCCAGGUUCAGUUGACCUGGAGAAAGUGUCCAAUGUAAUAGUGGAUCAGUCUCUGAAGGACCAGGUCUUCAGCAGGGAGGCCGGACGCAUCUGUUAUACAAUUGUGCAAGCAGAAGUCAAACAGACCAACGGGAACGUGUUUCGGCGUAACCUGCUGAACCGCCUGCAGCAGGAGUUUAAAGCCAGAGAAGAGACGCGGAAGAGGUCCACUGAGGAGUGGGUUUGCCUCGUGUGCUUCAUCUGCAACAUCUUUGACUACCUCAAGGUGAACAACAUGCCCAUGAUGGCUCUGGUGCACCCCGUCUAUGACUGUUUGUUCAGACUGGCACAAUCUGAUGCCCUGAAGAAUGAAGAAGAGGUGGACUGUCUGGUGUUGCAAUUGCAUCGUAUUGGAGAUCAGCUGGAGAAGAUGAACAUGCAGCUGAUGGAUGAGCUGUUCAAUCUGCUGAGGGAUGGGUUUCUCCUGCAGGAGGACCUGAGCUCCAUGGGUCGCCUGCUCCUGCUGGAGAUCCUGGAGUUUCGUGCGGGAGGUUGGACUCUCAGCGACACGGCUCAGAAAUACUACUACAGCGAAGUGACGGACUGAAGCCUCCACCAAUCAGGAGAGAGAAACACAGGAGGAUUGCAUUUAUAUGGAACCAAAAGUGGAGGUUUUAUUUUUAUAAUUACCUUUAAUGAAGGCUGGGUGAUUUGCUAGGUUUGAGGAUUGACAUGAAGUAGAAGACUGGUCAAAGUUAAAUGUAGUUCUGGGUUUUGCUGUUUUCACUUGGUUAGGGGUGUUUGUGGUCAUCAAAACAUCAAAGUCAACAUGAAUUUAAAAUUCAUCUUAUUUACUUUUAUACUUUUGUUCUUCUUUGUGUUAAUUAUCCACAUUAUUUAAAAAAAGUCUUCAUAAUUUCUAUUGAACUUUUAUAUCUUUACUCACUUCUGAAAUGACUGUUACCAAGAACCUUUGUGGUUCAACUAAUGGCAGUUUCCCCAAUUACAAAAUCAUGCCUUUUUUAUGCACCAAACACUUUCUGAUGUGUUUUUUUUUUUCCUGGUUGAAUACCUUUUUUUUCUUAAUGUCAAAUUACAGAAAUAAGAUGUGAUUUUUGUUUCAUGUUGACUUUCAUGUUGACGUUCGUGUUGAUCCUGAUGUGAGGGAGCCAGACAACACGACCUGUCUGCAAAUUGUAGUCCAUGUUGUAAUUUUACAGAGAUAUGUUAAUGUCCCUGCAUUCCCUUGGGCAAACUAUUGAUAUGUGCAAUAAUGCAGUGCAUUCAUGGUUAAACAACACUCCUACUUCAAACCCAGCUUCUGGAAAAAAUUUGUUGUAGCCAAAAGUGAUUUUUAUUUAUUUAUUUUUUUCUUGCUACAAAUAUGGUACCUUAAGUUAUCAUUGGUCACCAAUCUUCCAACAUUAGUUUGGUUACAGAGUUUAAAAGUGAAUGGAGUUUAAGUACAUCUCUAUUUAAUCAUUGACCUAUUACAAUUUCAGCAUAACAUGAUUGAUUUACUUUUCAUUUUUGAGUCAAAGAUAAACACUAAGGGCUAUGAUUGUAACAUUUUCUGUCAUUGUAGAUGGUUUUAAUAUCAAUAUAUUUAAUUUUAGAUGUUUGAUUUUCUAACAGAUUAUUACUAACAAAUUAGAUUUGCCUCAGUAGGAGAAAAAGCUAUUUUUAUUGUAUAGUGCAGGAUUACUUAUACAACUAUAUAUUUAUGUUCUAUAAUAGAUCUUAAUUUUAAUCAGUGAAAAAACAACAUUAAUAUAAUGCACCAAAAACUGUUUACAAGCGUCACAACAUUCAAAUACAAGGUUCCCUUUUAAGGAUAAUAUUUUUAUACUAUGAAAAGAAGAGUGGAUGUACAGUCAAACCAAAAUUUAUUCAGACACCUUGAACACUUCAUUAAGUUUAUUCAUGAUAGUUGUAAAAAAAAAGAAAAGAAAAAAAAGACAAGAUCUCAGAGUUAAACUGUCAAGUUUUUAAAAAUUUAUCUAAAUUAUGUCAGAUAACACUUAAGCAAAACAUGGACAGGUCAAAGUGUCUGAAUAACUUUUGGUCCCAAAUUUGUAUAAAUUUUAAUGGGUAUAAUUGGGUAUAAUUUGCCACAGUUUAAUUUAUUUUGCUAUCCUCACUUACAUAAAUGGAUUAUAGUGUCCUGCACCCACUAGUGUGUGUAUAUAUGUAUAAAUAUCUAUAUCAAAAAUAUCACAAAUGUCUGAAUAAUUUUUGGUUUGACUGUAUAGCCGACAAAACUUAAACAGGUGUGGGAUGAAGGAAUAAAGUGUUGCAGUAAAUUUGUACAGUUACAGUAAUAUUUCUAUUUUGUAUCAUUUCGAUCUGAUGAAGAUCCACUGGAAUGAAAUGUUAACAUGGAGUCAUGUGAUAUGCCAAAGUUUUGUAUUUGCUCUGGUCCAGCGGUUUUUGGCCUAAUUGAUUUCUCAGGCUCUUAAAGAUUAGACAACAACUUGUAGAAUUGUCUUGAUGCCUUUUACACAGUUUCAAAUAAAGAGACAUUUUUGUGCAAAACUUUACAAAAACUAAGGUAAAAAAAUAAGGUUUUUUUUAUAUUUUAAUUGUUAAUGUAAAGUUGUUCUCACUGUUCAACUCUUUAUAUAUAUAUAUAUAUAUAUAUAUAUAUAUAUAUAUAUAUAUAUAUAUAUAUAUUCUGUGUUGACGAUUUAAAAACUCAUCAGUUGAACACUGAUUCUGAAUAUGAACUGAUAAUUGUAUAUACUUACAACACCUGGUCAUGUUAUUUUAAAGUCAUAAAUGAAAUAUUAAAGGAAGUUCACUGACCUGGUAAAAUUUCCCUCCUUUCUGAACACUGGCCAGGCCGAUGAUGGGUUUGCAGUUCUCUAGAGCCUGAUGGAAGAUGGCGUACGGAUUACACUCGACC
Megalobrama amblycephala (Wuchang bream) is the source of this 3115-nucleotide messenger RNA. It is a transcript of the gene mif4gdb, whose product is annotated as MIF4G domain containing b. Gene Ontology annotation, molecular function: protein binding; RNA binding; translation activator activity. Gene Ontology annotation, cellular component: cytosol. Lineage: Eukaryota; Metazoa; Chordata; Actinopteri; Cypriniformes; Xenocyprididae. Gene Ontology annotation, biological process: regulation of translational initiation. The coding region runs from base 149 to 817 and encodes 222 amino acids. The transcript is spliced from 6 exons. The record is from RefSeq and is a predicted model, not a curated record.